AUGAACAACGAGAAUGACAGCAGCGAUAAGUCUAAUGGCGACGCCACAAACAACGGGAUAGCUGAUGACAGACACAUUCCACCGUCACCUCCAGUGACUGUUCCCGACGACCGACCAUUGGCCAGCAACUACAUCGGAGAUGGACAGUCCACCAGGUCAAGGGACCAGCCCGUGAUUCUUGAAGAAACAGACGGUGACCCCAACUUGAAUUGCGCCAGCGGAGAAACGGAUGCCGUUCAGCAUCAAGAGCCUCCCAUUCGAUUCGAUAUGCUGCUCGAGGGAACGGGUCUGUUUCUCGACCUAGAUACGGCCGACACAGUACCUACGCCCUCGAUUAUGCUAGGCACCUAUGAUGAGCCAACCAACUGGCUCGAUUAUAACCCCGAUCUAAACUUCCUUCCCUAUAUUAUGCCAAGCAACCCGUCUGCUCAUAUGGCAUAUGACAAACAGAUGGAGAGACCGACAGUCGCACCACCCCAUAUCACAGCCUCCCGGAAUCCGCCUUCUUCAGACCAGAUGAUGGACCAAGGCGCAGUGACAGAGCUAUACAGCCGUAGUCACACGCCUGCCAUCGAUCAAGAUGCCGUCGAGCUCAAGCAUUAUCACCCCGUCUCAAUUGAAAUGGAUGCUCCGCUUGUGUUCCCUGAUAUGUCCCAACUCGGAACGCAAGAUAUCGACGAGGAAGAUCUUGCCCACGUGGACGAACUCCCACAAGAAGCCGUGGAACGGGUCAUUGGAUACGCCACAGAUAUGCAACGAAAACCGAGCUUCCCCCCUUUCAUAGAGCUUCGCAUCCCCCCUGGGCCGGUACUCAAUGCUUGGAUGCAGCUCUACUUUGAAUUCUUCCAUCCUGUGUUUCCCAUCCUACACAAGCCUUCUUUUACGUCAAAAAAGCGUCACUGGCUUCUCAUGUUUGCUGUGGCUGCAGUGGGUGCUCAAUUUUCAAAUAUUCCAGACGCCCGCCGAUGUUCGAGGGCGAUGCACGAACUGGUUCGUCGGCAGUCAGCUGCUAUGUGCGAGAGGGAGAACUACAUGAGUCGUGAGCUGUGGAUGCUUCAGACCAUUGUCCUCAACCGCGUGGGUUUGAUGUACGACGGCGACAGGCGGUCUUUGGAGGUUGCAGAGAUCACGCAAGCGCUGCCAAUCACCCUAGCAAGGCGGAAGGGGUUCUUUAAUAACUUGUUGCCCAUGCAAAAGUUUUCUCAGCUCCAAUUGCCACUCACGCAUAAAUGGCAGAUAUGGGUCUUAGAUGAGGAACGAAGACGGCUGGGAUUCUCGGUUUGGGUUACUCAGCUUUUAGAUGCUGCAUUCGCUUCUAAUUUCGAACUCAGUCGAUUGGUGAGGGUAUCGGAACUACAAAUUCCCUUGCCGCAGCCUGAUGAUCGUUGGGCAGCUGCUAACGCACAAAGUUGGGCUGGGUUUUCCAACGUCCUCGAGUACAACGGCUCACAUGGAGUGUUUACCAUCGAUCAGGUCGUGACGAAUAACUGCUGGAAGUCUGCCUGGACAAAAACGAAUACCAUCGGCAAACAAGUCAUCCUUCAACGACUGACGGACAUCAUAUGCAGUACAGAUGCACCCACUGACACAGAUUCCGCAGUCGAGGUGUUGAACGAUCUGCUAAACAUGAUUGAGAGUGAGCAAACUGCCCAAGCCGUCGAUGAGCUCAAAUCCGUCACCACUCACCAAUUAAUGGCCUUGACCGGGCUGAUGUUUCACAACACCCCAACCUCCAAGAUUCUUCCAAUUGUAGUCAAGUCUAUCUAUGGAAAGUUCAAAGACGAGGAGUGGACGCAAGCAGCUCAGCUAUGGAGGGAAUCAGGGAGACAAGCUAGGUUGGCGUGCUAUUUCGCCGCACGAAUUAUACAUGUGACGCGGUCGAGCCACUGUCCGCACUUUGGAGCACCAGUCUCGCUACUCAGCGCUGUUUUCAUUCUCUGGAUCUACUCCAAGCUCGCUCAGAGAUGCCCUGAUGGCCUGCUCCUCUUAUCGUUGGGCCCAGUCGUGGUGCUCGGUCCGAAGGCGCGACGCGAUAUGUCCGACACCAGCUGGGUUGAGAACGGAUGGAGUCAGAUCAAAAUGCCUGGUGUUGGUAAUUUGUGUAAUGUUCAGGGGCGAAGGAAAUUUCUGGAUGAGGCCAUCCUGUCCAUGAGGUCUCUCAAGGGGUGGGGCAUAAGUGCGACAUACUCUCAGCUACUCACACGGCUGCGUGCAAGUGAGCCAUCGUCAUAA
This is a messenger RNA of Colletotrichum gloeosporioides, 2232 nucleotides long. RefSeq lists its product as uncharacterized. The record is from RefSeq and is a predicted model, not a curated record. The transcript has 4 exons. Gene Ontology annotation, molecular function: DNA-binding transcription factor activity, RNA polymerase II-specific; zinc ion binding; RNA polymerase II cis-regulatory region sequence-specific DNA binding. Bases 1 to 2232 code for a protein of 743 amino acids. Gene Ontology annotation, cellular component: chromatin. Gene Ontology annotation, biological process: DNA-templated transcription; regulation of transcription by RNA polymerase II. NCBI's taxonomy places the organism in Eukaryota, Fungi, Ascomycota, Sordariomycetes, Glomerellales, Glomerellaceae.